This is a messenger RNA of Camellia sinensis, 3228 nucleotides long. The record is from RefSeq and is a predicted model, not a curated record. NCBI's taxonomy places the organism in Eukaryota, Viridiplantae, Streptophyta, Magnoliopsida, Ericales, Theaceae.
AUGGACACAACCUCUAGUGCUCUUGUGAUAUUUGCUCUUUUUUUCAUUGAAAGACUUGAGUUCAUUUGUAGUAGUACAAAUUCAAAUGUGAGCUGCAUAGCAAGUGAGCGAGAAGCUCUUAUGAAAUUCAAAGGAAAUCUCAUAGAUGAAGCAAACCGUUUAUCCUCGUGGGUCGGAAAGGACUGUUGCACGUGGAAGGGAGUUGGUUGUAGCAAUAAAACAGGCCAUGUUGUGAAGCUUGAUCUGCAUAAUCCAAUUGAUGAUCCAAAUUUCGAAAUGAACCAACUGGGUGGUCAGAUAAGUCCUUCCUUACUCGAUUUGAAUCAUUUGCAUUACUUAGACUUGAGCAUGAAUGAUUUACGUGGUCCAAUUCCUGAUACACUUGGAACGUUGACCUCUCUUACAGUCCUUGACCUUUCAUAUAACAACUUCAAUGAUUCAAUGUUGUAUUAUUCUUUGUGUAACCUGAGCAGUCUUGUCUAUAUAGAUCUUAGUUCUACUAGCCAUAGAGGUGCAAUCCCCCAUUGCCUUGGGAAUCUUGCUUCUCUUUCCAUCCUCAGGUUGAAUGAAAAUUAUCUUCAAGGUCCAAUUCCAAGUGAGAUGGGAAAUAUGACACAACUUAUAGAGCUUGACCUCUGUUGGAAUGCGUUUCAAGGUCCAAUUCCAAGUGAGAUGGGAAAUAUGAUACAACUUACAGAGCUUGACCUCUCUUGGAAUGCAUUUCAAGGUCCAAUUCCAAGUGAGAUGGGAAAUAUGACACAACUUACAAGGCUUGACCUCUCUUGGAAUGCGUUUGAAGGUGAAAUACCAAACUCCAUGAGGAACCUCUGCAACUUGCGUGUAUUGGAUUUGUCCAACAACAAAUUCAGUGGAAAGCUUUCAACUUCAGUUGGAAGUCCAUUGGGUUGCAUCCAUAAUAGUUUGGAAGAUUUGUCUCUUUCUUCAAAUAAGUUAAGUGGUGGUCUGCCAAACCAUUUGGGAGAGUUUAAAAAUCUAGAGUGGCUUACUAUUGGAAACAAUUCAUUUUAUGGUGCGCUGCCAUCAUCACUCGGAACACUAUCAUAUUUAAGUGUGUUAGAUACCGGAGACAAUCAAUUGAAUGGGAGCAUUCCAAUUAGUCUUGGACAACUUUCAAAACUAGAAUGUCUAGAUUUGUCAAAAAAUGCAUUUGUUGGCACCGUAUUUGAGCUUCACUUUGCCAAACUCAAGAAUUUAAGGGUAUUGAACUUGCAUUCAAAUUCUUUAGUUUUGAAUGUGUCCUCCCAAUGGGUUCCUCCCUUUCAACUCCAAUUCAUAGAAUUGUCAUCCAUCAAAGUAGGACCCCAAUUUCCUCAAUGGCUCGAAACACAAAAAAAUGUUACAAGGUUAGACAUGUCUAAUGCAAGCAUCUCAGUUGUCAUUCCUGAUUGGUUUGAGAGUAUUUAUUGUGGCAUUAUAUACUUGGAUCUUUCCAACAACCAGAUCAGAGGAAGGGUGCCAAUAUUUCAAAACUGUAAAUAUAGAUAUAGUGCUCAUGGUAAACGGUUACAAUUGAGUUCUAAUAGAUUUGAGGGCCCACUAACACCGCUUCCUUCACAUGUUCAUUCCUUAAAUCUCUUCAAUAACUUGCUUUCAGGACCUAUUACUGUGAGUGGUGAUAAUGUAACGAUGAGCUUCAUAUAUCUUGUUCUCUCAAAUAACCAUUUGACUGGUGUCAUUCCAGUGUCUUUGUGCAAGGCAAAGCGUAUAACUCUUAUUGAUUUCUCAAACAAUAAACUAUCAGGAAAAAUCCCUCCUUGCUUGGGGCAGUUGGAUCAGUUGUCGGUGCUAGAUUUGACGAAUAAUAGUCUAUAUGGUGAAAUUCCAAGUUCAUUAGGUUCCCUACAACUUCUCAAUUCCUUGCACUUGCGUAACAAUAAGUUCCAUGGGAAACUUCCUUUGUCCUUACAGAAUUUCACAUUUCUUUUCAUCAUUGAUCUAGGUGAAAAUGUGUUCACUGAUAAUAUCCCUCCAUGGAUUGGAUAUAACCUAACUAAUCUUAAAUUUCUCAAUUUUCAAGCAAAUAAUUUCUAUGGUGAUAUUCCUUCGCAACUCUGUCAUCUCCAAAAUUUGCAAUUGUUGAACUUGGCACAAAAUAACAUAACGGGAAAUAUCCCACGUUGUUUUGGCAACUUCACUGCCAUGGUUGCACUAGACCGUGGGUACAAUUUCAAUGCAACUUAUCAUUUUGGGUACAAUUUCGAUGCAACUUAUCAUUUUAGAGGAAUUUAUGACGAGAAUAUUUUGGAUUCAAUGAAAGGAAUAGAAUUGGAAUACACCAGGACACUCAAAUUUCUCAUCUCCAUGGACCUUUCGAACAAUGGCAUUGUUGGAGAGAUUCCAGAAGAGUUAAUGGAUCUUUUUGGGUUGAUGAACUUGAAUUUAUCUGGAAAUCAUCUAAAAGGAAGGAUCCCUAAUAAUAUUGGCAAUUUGACACAAUUGGAAUCUCUUGAUUUGUCUCGAAACAAACUUUCUGGCCCCAUUCCUCCAAGUCUGUCUAGUUUAAGCUACCUAAGUCAUUUGAACUUGUCAUUCAAUAAUUUAUCAGGGCGAAUACCAACGGGAAAUCAACUUCAAACUCUCAACGAUCCUUCCAUUUAUAUAGGCAAUGAUGGCCUUUGUGGUGCACCACUAAACAGCUGCAUCGAUGAUAAAUCAUUUGAUGGUGAUCACAAACAUGCUGAUGAGAGUAAAGUUGCAGAUGAAACUGUUGUUUUGUGGUUCUACACCGGCAUUGGACCUGGUUUCUUGGUUGGAUUCUUGGGGGUUUGUGGCACUUUGAAUUUCAAGAAGUCUUGGAGGUAUGCAUACUUCCACUUCAUCGAAAACAAUUACAAUUGGAUAUCAAUAAACAUAGCAAUCAAGUUCGCCCAGCUAAGGAGGAAGGUCAACAAAGGCACAUUUGGAGGAUGAAUUUAUCACCCAAUUGGGUCUUAUAUUCAGCUGGAGAAAAGAGCCUCAUAGGAAAGCAACAUUGAGAUCAUGUUAUGAAUUUUCUUGAGUUGUUGGAAAGAAAUAAGUUUGUAUAAUUCUAUAGUUCUAGUAUCUAUGUUGAUGGGGUUUGAUGAUUUUGUGCCUUUUGUAAAAUAUUCGAAAGUAAGUCUUUCCUUAAAUAAAUGAUUUGUGAACUAUCAUAUUGUCCAGAAUAUGUUGAAGUCCAAUAGACUGUGUUUUGCAUAUAUGUGUAUUGUCCUUUUAUUGGUGAAUUCU